AUGGAAUCGAAACUUCCGGAUCUCGAAAGUCUGUUGGUAGCGCCGGAACAAUCUCCGGAAACAACCGAUCCUAUUCCCGAAGUGGCUGAAGUCGAAUCUAUCCAAAGCGAACCAUCCCAAGUUACUGAAUCUACUCUUCCCAAUUCUGAAAACCUUUCGGAAACCCUACAAGAGUCUGCCCAAAAUAUCGAAGCUUCCGAUGUUAUUCCUCCGGUUGCCGGAAUCGAAUCUAUCCAAAGCGAGCCAACUCAAACUGUGGAAUCUACGCUUCCCAAUUCGGAAAAUAUGGUGGUAGCAACGGAACAACCUCUUCAAACCACCGAAGCUUCCGAUGCUAUCCCCAAAGUCGAAUCUAUCCAAAAUGAGUCGUCUCAAGUUACGGAAUCAAAACUUCCGGAUCUCGAAAAUCUGUUGGUAGCGCUGGAACAAUCUCCGGAGAAAACCGAGGCUUCCGAUUCUAUUCCCGAAGUGGCCGAACAUCAAUCUAUCCAAGGCGAGCCAUCCCAAGUUAUGGAUGAAUGCAAUUUAGUUCCAGCUGAGGCACUUACCGAGCCCGUCGAACUGGAUCUCCAGUUGGAGAAUGAAUCGAUCGUUCAGUCCGAAACGAUUGAAGACAUCGUUCAACAAGUUGACGAACCUCCAAAAGAACCUGUGGAAUCUAAACAUCCGUCGGUACUUAGUUGGGCGUCUGUAGUUGCCACCAGCAAACCAGCAAUUACAGAAUCCAAAGAAGAAGUUGUUGAAGAACCAGUGCGUCCUAAACGCCCAUUGCCGACACUGAUCGUCGUGGGAGAUGGUGAACAGCCAGUUCCUAUUGAAACUGAUCCCGACUCUUUCACGGAAUUUGUAUGUCGUAACGAACGCCGUCGCAGGAAAUGGCGAUCAUCGCAAUCCGAAUCUCAAGACUACACGACUGACGAAGAGCACGUCGAAUCAGUUUCGCUUGUUGUCGAUGAUAAGCCGAAAGAGCAACUAGUCGAUUCCGAGCCAGUCGAGGCCCCUGUUCAGGCUCCAGUGACAUCCGCACCUAUAAAACUAGUAGAAAAUGUGUCGGAUGAAGAAGUCCAUGAUGUUCUUCCUGCCACGUCCAAAGGAACAGAAUCUUUAGAAUUAGCUGAUGUUAUUGAACACGGAGAAACAACUCCUCAGCUCUAUUACGACCUCUUUGCCGAUUCAUGGCCUCAUCCUUUCUACAUUUUCCUUCGUGAUGCCGAAAGCCGCUGGAAGGCAAAAGAAAGCCUCGUCAAUCAGUCUGUCGUGACUAACGUUCAAGAACCCAUCCAAGAAGCAUCACAAUUGGUACCCCAAGAAACAGUUUGCGAGCCACAAGAACAAGUGGAUUGCCAUCCAAAUCAAGAACCCACUCCGGAAUUGAUCCCUGAAUCGGUGCAAGAAUGGGUACCUGCGCCGUCUGCUUUGCAAGAAGAAGCAUCUUCAUGUCCGUCCGCUGAAGUACUGCAACCAACCACGGAUGAGACUCCUGUAAUUUCCGGCUGGGUCAUCAGAGAAAGUCCGGAGAAAAAAGUGCCCGAAGUGGCCAAACCUUUGUCAUGGGCCGCUAUGGUGGCCCUCUCAAAAGCGGCAGCAAUGGAAACUGUUCCAGAACCUGUGGUCGAACAGGUUGCUCCACGCCCAACCAAAACCCCGGUUCUGGUAGUCGUUGGCGAAGAUGUUCAGCCAGAGCCGAUUAGCAGCGACGAUCCGGAUGGUUUUCACGAAUGUGUCAGCCGUCGCGAAAAGCGAAGACGCAAGUGGCGCUCAUCUCAAUCAGAAUCACAAGAUGCUGAAGCUGAAGCAGUUGUCCCUGAGGCUUCCCUUCCUACUGACCUUCCCUCUGAGCCAUCUUACGUGAACGUGAAAGUGGAGAAUGUCAGCACUCAUCCGCCCGAACUGCAUGAGAAAUCUGAAAGUAAAUCGAAACGCGUCGUCGUAAAAAUUGAAAAACAAACAAAGGAGGUCGAACGUAAACGAUCUAAGCGUCUAUCUGAAUCGGAAAGGGAAGCUCUUCAGCUGGCCGAAGCCAUUGAGAGUGGUCAGGAUAUUACAAACAAAUGCCCCGUCGUUGAAUCUUACUGGUCGGACAAGAUUUUGUAUAGCGACGCUGAGAAAUUGUGGCAAGAAAGUUUAAAUGGCGCCGCCGUUCGAUUAGAUGAUAAGAUUGAGAGCUUGAAACAAAGCCAGUCACCCGAAUCCGAUCCCAUACCUCAACCCCCACCCUCCGUCGAGUCCUCCAACAGUAGUAGUAGAUUACCAACAACAACAGAGAACAUCAACAACAUCGAUUUGCCUGAAGAUCGGGCCAUCUGGUCGGAUGAAAGCACUUUCCUCAGUGAAUCGCAAGAAGAACGUCAGCAAAACGUACACAAGAAGGACCUAUCCACCGAUCUUGACGCAAUGUUGGCUCAAUUGCAACAAGUGGAAAAAGACCUUCAACAGUUCAACUCCCAACAGAUACAGGAUCGUCUACCGCUGAUUGAAGCUGUUAUGGAAUCUCUCGAGGAGAUGGAGCCUCGGUUGAUCGACUUGGAUGAUAGGAUUAAGAACCUUUCCGAUGAAGAUCCCGAAUUAGAUUCCAUUCGAGCAGCCGUAGCAAGUCUUAGGACUCGUCACAUCACAUUGGAAUCUCAAGCCUGUCGAUACAAACAAAAGCUAGAAGAUGCUGCUGAAGCCAAAAGCAAAGAUAAUGAAGACCUUCUAAGGUACCAGGCACUUCUUUCGGACCUGGACGAUUGGGUCAGCGUGACUCAUGGCCAACUGAAAGCAGAAUUGCCCAAAUUCACUUCGGUGGGUGCCGUUCUGAAAGAAAUGGAUUCGAGCAAGGAUAUAGUGAAACGCAAUGAACAGCUGGCUGAUUUGAUGAAUCGAUGUGGGACGCUGCAACAUUCGGUGGCCGAGACGGAACCACUGGCGACGCAGCUCUACGAGCACCUGUGUGUCCUGCAACGUAGCUUUUCAGAGGCAGGCGCCCAGUUACACACACGACUACUUCUCCUGCAGGCAUGUCUGCUCGAGCUAGAGGAGAAAGAAGUCUGCGUCGACAUUAGUCCUCCCCUUGUCCAACAUGUCGACCAUGAAGCAGCUAAUGAGACGCCCGUCACUGCUAUUGACACGCCAGUGGCUACCACUGCCCCUGAAGUACGUCUAAAUGAUCCGAUCGAACAUAACAUUAUACCGGCUCAAACGAGCUCAAUAGACGAUGACAAUGAAAUGUCAUUCACGCAAUCCGUCGUUCAGAAAACCGUCCGGGUCAUUCGACGAACUAUCCUGCAAAAUGGCAGAGAGAUAUCUGUGGAAGAGCAAAUAGAAGAAAACCCCACGAGUGGAGUAACUCCGCUUUCGGUUGAAACUGAACUCAUUCCUCCAAAACGAUAUUUUCGCAUACCGUCGCCCUUCGGUAUCGUCGAGGAGCCCAAUUUUCACGAUGACCAACAAACAGAAAAAGAUGAUAAUAAAAGCACUGUCGAAAUUACGGACAUUACCGACGAAUAUGAUGAUCGCGAAGCUGCAAACAUUGGUCCGUCACCCGACCAAUUCAUAGAGAUUCACGAGGUUCUCGACAAUCUUCAAUUCGUUGAACAGCCACAAAGUCCUGAAAAAAUCAUCGAACUUUCGAGUUCUAAUGAUGGCGUUGCCCCACAAAAUCAACCUCGCAUAGCUUUUGAAACACUUCACGAACAUGAAGAAGAACACGAACAUGAUGAGAGUACCGAAUUCAAUCCUGUUGAUACAAAGGCUGAUGAUGAUGAUGAGAUCCAACAUGGCAAAGAGCUACCUGAAACCGAGCAUGACCUAGUACUUCAAGAAUCAGAAAUCAGUCAAACCGUCGAAAUGCUAAUCGAGCCACAAGGCGAGCCGAUAUUGGAAGCCAAUCUCCAAAAAGAUCUUGAUACUAAGACGAGCCAUGAUCCAUCGCUGGGAUCGGAAGUACAACCUGAGCCUGAAGUAACCAGCGAAUUUCAAAAAUUAGAUGAAAUUCAUUCCGAGUUGCAAACCAAUGCACAGCUGGAACCCUUGGUGGUAUGCGAAGAAGCUGCAAAACAACAGGUUGAAACAAGCACUGUGACUGAAAAUGAACGUACGGUAGAACCUAAAAUCGAGCAUGAACUUCGAGACGAAGUCCAACAAACAGAAAUUGAAAUCCCUCCGCAAGUGAUGACGGAAGAACAGACUACUGAGCCAAUUACUGAAAAUCUCGUUGAAGAACCUAAUGAAACAACUGGAGAGCCUGAAUCAGCCAGUGCUACUGAAGAAAAACCAUUAGUCGAAAUGUCUGAAGGUGAAACUCUCGCAAAAGAUGAAGCUGCGGUUGAUCAUCGUGAAGUACAAGCAGCCGAGCCCACAAAUCAGGACGACGGAUUCCCAAUUGAAACAACCCCCGAUAGUCGUGAAGAGUUCAUUGAAGAAUCUAUUGAUGAACCGAUUGGGGAGCCUGACUCAAAGUGGUCUGAAGAGGAAAUUUUCGAAAAAGACGAGGCCACGAUUGAUCAUCAAGAAAAACAAGCAAUUGAGCCUACAAAACUGGAUGACGAAAUUGAAAAAAGUCCCGAUGGCCAUGAAUGUCCAAUCAUUGAAGUUGAGUUAACAUCUGUUUCUUCGACCAAACUCCCAUCCGUCAUUGCAGAAAUACCAUUCGAUGAGCCGCAACAGCUCCAGAUUCCUGAAAAUCAAUUUAAAACAGAACCCGAGUCAGAAUCGAAAGUUUCAAUGGCAGCCGAACAAAAAAUUGCAGCAGCAGAACCUGUUAAAGAUGAGCUCCAACUUCCGAUGUCAUCAGAUAAAACCAACGAAAAAGUACCGGAAAAGGCGAUGGAAAAUGUUAAGACUACCCUAUCCUCAACGACAUCCUCUGUAGGAGAUGAGACAGAAUCGGACGUCGAUAACAUGGACUGGAACGUCUCUCCAGACGACGAGCGCCAAUUUGACGAAUACUUCAAGGAUGAAAGACCGCCAUCAGCCUCGUCCAAUUCAUCGACUUCUACCGAUACCACUCGUCUGGAAUCAGCUUCUUGCGAACCCGUGGAAGACAUCCCGUUGCAGGGGAUAGACACUGUUGAUUCUUCAAGAGCUACACCGAUCCAAGAGGAACCAGUACCUUCUGACAUAGCGAUCGUCGAAGAAAUCAGUAACAAUCAAACGGCAAACGAAGACGUUCAAGAAAAUCUCGACAGUCCUGUUGAAGUACUCGUCCUGGAAGACAGCAGCGCACGAGUUGUGGUGGACGACGUGUUACAAAAGACAGUUGAAGAGGAGGAACAAACAAGUGUAGUAGACGAAAGCGUUGUGCAAGUUCUGGACCCAAUCUACGUGGUAGAUACCGAGGACGAGUCAGCGACGGAAUCAAUUGUGGAUUCCGAUGAUAAAAUGCCGACUGAUUUAGCAGAGCAGCUCAGUCAGCAGUUGGUCGAAGAAGUUUUCAAGUCUGUUGAAACCCAUCCUACUAUUGAGCGUAUGAUUCAGGAAAGUUUAAUCCAAUCUGCACUAGCUAAUCCGAGUUCAUCAUCAGAAUCGUCAUCAAGCCAAGAUGACGGUGGUUGGUGGAUGGUUGACCCUGAUGACGCGAAACAAGAAGUCAAAGAACCUUUUGAGAUGGUUGGAGAAUUACAGUCAUCGUUGAUAGAACCCACAGAGUCAAGCGGUCAAGACGAAGACAUGGUGCAACAACAAUUGGACGAUAAUGACCCAUCCACUACAUCAGAAAGUCAGCUGGUAGAUGUGGAAAGUUUGAUUGUUCAACUGGAACCCGACCUACUUCAAAUUCCGGAUUUAACAAAGACGGAAUCGUGGUCCAAUGUGACCGUGAUCAGGGUGGGCUACGGAGACGAACUGCCGGUCGAAGAUCGACAAGCUGCUGGAACAUCGUUCAUUGAGCCAUUGGAAAAAAGCGAACAGGAUACGUUGAAGAAAGAAGCUGAAGUGCAACAAGCCAUUGAAACGUUAUCUUGUGAACCCACGAAAGAUGCUGAACAGGAGGUCUUGGACAAAGAAGCCGAACAACAAAAAACUACUGGAACACCACUGAUUGAACCGUUCAAAGUCCCUGAACAGGAUACCUUGAAGGAAGAGGUUGAAGAGCAACAAACUUCUGGAAACAGAGGCCGCGGGAUAUCGUGAACAGGACACCUCGAAUGUAGUGGUUGAGGAGCAACAAGUUAUUGGAACACCACUGAGUGAGCCUUCCAAAACCCAUGAAAAGAAUGUCGUUGAAGAAGAGGCUGAGGAACAACAAACUUCUGAAACGGAAUCCAUGAACUUAGAGACUGAGGAACAACAAGUUUCUGGAACACCACUGAUUGAACCCUCUAAAGACCGUGAGCUGGAUACCUUUGAAGAAGAGGUCGAAGAGCAACAAACUUCUGGAACGGAAGCCAUGAACAUCUAUGGUCCCGAUGUCUUGGAUGAUCAAUCUCAAGAGCAACAAAUUAUUGAAACACCAACUAUUGAACCCACGAAAGACCGCGAUACUCUGGACAAAGAGAUUGUAGAGCAACAAACUCUUGGAACUGAACCCAUGGGAGACAGUGUACAGGACGCGUUGAACAU
Molecule: messenger RNA, 6540 nt
Organism: Daphnia magna
Lineage: Eukaryota; Metazoa; Arthropoda; Branchiopoda; Diplostraca; Daphniidae
Product: titin-like
Source: RefSeq, a predicted model, not a curated record